This is a messenger RNA of Gongylonema pulchrum, 360 nucleotides long. NCBI's taxonomy places the organism in Eukaryota, Metazoa, Nematoda, Chromadorea, Rhabditida, Gongylonematidae. The record is from the annotation of a GenBank genome assembly.
AUGGUUUUUGCGGCUCGGAAAAGCCAAAAUUUAUCACUGGAGAACACACACACACACAGGGUUUCGAUGUAUGUGAACACUGCUUACUACAACUCCGGCCCAGCAGUGGUGCAACUGUCGCGUAGUGGGAAUGCCGUCGUUGAUAAAUGCAUUAUUACAUUUGCCACGUUGGAGUUGGAAGUGGAAAUUUUAAUGGAUGAAGCUCGGAGCAUUUUUUACAAUGCUUUGAUUACUUAUGGAGAAGAUGGUGCGUUUUCUCGCGAAGUGCUCUUGGUAUCCAAAUUUUUGAGUGGAUGCAUAACACAAAAUAUCACAUUUCUUGAGGGGAAGAAGUUAGCUGUGACUCAACAAGUCAUGUAA